AUUUGUGUCUUUUUGCCUAUUGUUUCCGACUUAUUCUGAGAUUCGGGAACAACAACCUUCCUUGUUGAGACUUCUUCAAGAAGAACCCGUCGGACUUUUCUUGGUUUAGACUUUCGAUAUAGCUAAGGCGACAGCGACGAACAUCUCCGACAAUACUCUCUAAGCUCGGACCUUUUCCUGUCCAGCUGUCCCGCAUCGUGCAGUCCCUAGACGGACGUCAAAAGAAAGACCUCGCAUCUCCACUCUCACCAGCUUCGAUAUUAUCAUAAUGUCUACCCCCGCUUUGCCGCGGAACACUGCCUUCCAGGUCCGGUCACUGUUCCGGUCCUUGCUCCGCCAAUCCACCCAGUUUGCAAACUACAACUUCCGCGAAUAUGCCCGUCGCAGAACAUUGGAUGCUUUCCGCGAGCACAAGGGUGAAACGGAGGAUCGGAAGAUUCAAGAGUUGAUCCAGGAGGGCUUGCAGAACCUACGGAUGCUGAAGAGACAAACCACGAUCAGCCAGUUUUAUCAGAUGGAUAGAUUGGUUGUUGAGGGCGGGGAGACGGUAGGUCCUAACGAACAGAAGGCGCUGUCAGGGCAUAAGAUUAACACUUUUCAGGGGAAACAAACCGGGCAAGAAGGUGAUAUUGUUCGCCAGAAGGAUACUGGUUGGGAUUAAUUGGCCCUGCUCUAGCGACACAUGGUGAUUAAAAUAUACAUGACAUACUGAGGGCGAUAUGGCAUUUGUUUUUCUUGAAUCAUUACUUUAGCCACUGAACCUGUGAUGGUGGCCGCAGCAGUUGGGGGGCGACUGAAUAGACCGGGCGUGUUCUGUACUUUUAAUGGAUGAUCCUACGCUGUAGGUAGCAUUGUUUAUAUUCUGUCUAAAUGCGACCAUUCUCUCCUUAUCUUUA
Aspergillus candidus is the source of this 896-nucleotide messenger RNA. Its product is annotated as LYR motif-containing protein. The transcript has 5 exons. The coding region runs from base 269 to 661 and encodes 130 amino acids. NCBI's taxonomy places the organism in Eukaryota, Fungi, Ascomycota, Eurotiomycetes, Eurotiales, Aspergillaceae. The record is from RefSeq and is a predicted model, not a curated record. Gene Ontology annotation, cellular component: mitochondrion; L-cysteine desulfurase complex. Gene Ontology annotation, biological process: iron-sulfur cluster assembly.